GAAUUUUCAAUAGAAUUGUUCUCGCGAAUUCGAAUCUGACUAGCAUAUCUGCUCGUUGCUAUUUUUUCUGGUGACCCAUUCUUCCGGUCGAACACUAAAACUAUGCAGCUGCAUAUCAUCAGCAUGGUGUGUUUGUUGGGGUUGUUGUUUAGAUAGGCUUAGGAUUCACUGUAUAGCGCCUACUAUCUCACAGCCCGUGCAACGUCUCCAACAGUGUUCACUGGAAGGUUUCUUUCGUUUCGGAACCGGCAGGCAAUCGCACGGAAAAAACUCCUCCUCGGCAGGGCCGCAACCGGAUUUCGCGUCCCGUUUACUGUGCAAUGUACAGGUACUGCUCGCCGUCGGGGACGGACAGGUCCGGAUUUCGCAGGACACGGUCGUUGUUCGCGGCAGCUUCCCGGCCUUCCGCAAUGGCCCUGUGGUAGUAGUCCCGGAUGGAGGCCUUCCGCUCCUCCCUUGCGUUCCACGGGGUGUUCGCAGCCGCAGCCGGACCAGCCGCUGCCGGACCGCGCACCAGUGCCGCGAAGAGGCCCGGGGCUUGCUCCGCCGCGGGCUCUUCGUGCUCGCGCCGAUCGGCGUGGUUCGCUUCGUUGUCCUCGGCUGCGUCCUCGCAUGGAGUGGUCCCGAAAAGAACCUUGAGGGGUUCGGAGAGCGCGGCGGGAACGGAUCUCGUCGCUGCCGCCGUCCUGGAUUGAAUCAUUCUCGCGAGGGAAAGGAUUCUGGAGGUCAUUGUUUCCGCGUGGUAUUGUGCAGUGUCUUGCGUUGCCUCGUGUCGAUAGAGAUGUCGUGACUACGUGUUGCUGUUUUGUGCGAAGUUGGUAAAAGAGUGGUUAACGAUAACCUACGUACUUGAUAGUUCCUUCCUGUAAUACGUUACGUCGUAAUUGGGAGCGUGAAGUGUAUAUUGUAUUAACAACAAUAUAUUAUGUUGAUGUUUCUUCUUCAACCAAGAUGUGUCAUGGGGCAGCGAUAACAGUUGUCAAAACAUACGUUGUUCUCGAACUAGUGUUCAGCUACGAGUAUGUUCGUUACAGUGGUCAAGAACGGAAUUAAAAAGUUCUCGCUACAGAACGAUAAUGUAUUCUUUUUGUACGCAUUCAUUACAUCGCACUCAUAAUCUUUUGCGAGGGUUCCCGUAGCCUAACUCGUACCUGUACGAGUACCGGUACCGGCCGACAGGAAGUACAAUGCUUCGUAUCGUACAGUAAUAUUAGUAACGUACAAAGUACAGAACUGAAUUUUGCUGCUUCCACGACUCAAAACGGUCCGGUACAGUAAUUACGAAUUCCCCCCAAAAACUGAUGUCACUAGCUUUUGAAUGACUAAAGAGUGCAGGGAAAGAGAACAAAUAAUCUUAUCAUUGGCGCCAUACAAACGACAUUCGAACGAGAAAUCUUGCUUGAGAGACAGAGGUGUGACAUCAUCGAAAGAACUCAAACAGUCUAGAAUGAAUCUUAUCCGCUUCCUUCAGCAUCCACAGAGCUAUCUACCGACACUUGGCACGGAAACAGUUUGUGGUAAGUUUAGGGACUGUGCAAAGCAGAUUGAUGGGGUUGCUACGGAAUUUUUGUUCCAGACAGGCACAUUUUGUGUUGACGGGUGAAAUCAACGAAUUAUCUUUCGUUGUUGACCGAAAGCGAACCGAUGUUUAGCGUCAGUUGAAUCUAAAAUCUAGGAUGAUAGUGUUGUGGCCCACAAUGAUGCGUUGCAGUAAAUUUUGGCUACGCCAUUCGCUUGACGGAGUAUGUGGUGUGUUAUUGUGGCAGUCCGUUUUGAAGCUCAAUGGUCCAUCACGUAUUGAAAUUGUGAAUACAAUGCAUACGCACCGUAACAUCACCUGUUGACGACCAGACGUCGAAAAUUAUCGAUGACGUCAUAAUUUUUAGUUUGGCGAACAUCGACAAAAUUGGAGAAAAUUUAUCAAU
Messenger RNA from Pseudo-nitzschia multistriata, 1925 nucleotides. Lineage: Eukaryota; Bacillariophyta; Bacillariophyceae; Bacillariales; Bacillariaceae. The record is from the annotation of a GenBank genome assembly.